GCUCCAUGAUGUUCCCAACAGCUGACAGACGGUGAAAGCCUCUGCCAGAGCUGUCGGUGGGAAGAGAGUAACCUCUUGUCGCUAGCGUAAACGAACUGAAAAUACAGCUCUCGCAUUAGUGGACUCAGACGAGCUUCACGAAGCAGGUUACGGCCGAGAAUUUAGUUUUUAUUGAACAGUUUUUUUUUCCUCGUUAGCAUCCUGACUUCUCCACAUUGGGAGCAGGGGACAUUUGCUGUCAGCUAACUUCCACAAUAGGUCGCUGCGUCGCUGGGACUGCUGCAUAUGUUGUAUUUGAGCUUAACAGUUUGACUCCAGCCCUUCCAGCCGUGCCCAAUGCUGAGGAAUGGAUAGUGUGUCUGCUAACGGUGGGAAGAUGGUCGAGAGUGAUGAGCAGCCGGAGAGGGAUAGUGGCGGCGGUGGCGGCGGCGGCGGUGGCGCAGCGAUGGCCGCACUACAUCAAUGCGAACUCAUCCAGAAUAUGAUUGAAAUCUCCAUCUCCAGUUUACAGGGGCUACGGACCAAAUGCGCCGCGUCCAAUGACCUCACACAGCAAGAAAUCCGCACUUUAGAGGUAAAGAGCUUCGCAGUUUCGCCUGAAUCCUGUCCUGCGGUAGAGAAACCUUGUAGUCAAAUUGCGGAGUCAUGAAGCCCAAACACUGUCCGCCUCAUAUAGUGGCUGAAAAUUGGCUGCAAGCGAGGUGUCCUUUUUUAUCUUAGUGUAUAUUUUGCACAACUGGGUCGACGCAUUGAGAUAAAAAUGACUUUAAAUGGUAUUCAAGUUCCCUCUUGUGCUUGGGACUUCAUUUUUUUUUCUAGACGACCCAUAAACGGUAGAAAUAGCUCUGAUAUUUGUGUGACCUCUUUAUCUAGAUAGGAAUAUUAGUCAGGAGCCCCUCGGAUACUUCACAUUACGGCGGUGUGCAGCUGAAUCCAGACUGGCCUAAUGGCACACAUUCAAUAAUCUGAUGCUGCUAUUAUUUAUGUUCCCGUGUUCUGUUCCUUUGUGCAGGAUUUUCGUCUAUGUACACAGGGCAUGCAGUGCAAAUACAAAACGUAAAUGUACGACGUGUUCCUUGUGUUUAUCCGUCACCCAAACGUCAGCAGGCAGGCAGGCAGGGUGGAUGCACGCGCUGUUCUCUCCUGCAUCUGGAUGCAGAUUCAGUUCAGGCGUGCUGGGAUGACUUGACAUUGCUGUGCGCAAGAGCCAGGGCUUUGUAGGGCCUCAUCAGCAUGCCCUACUAUAGUAGGCAGCAUUACAAAGAAGUCAUGCCUGGAAGCAUGCAUGUAUGCAUCAGCACAGGAUGCAUUUGGUGUUUUUACUUUGGAUUCUUUUAGAAAUUUUAGAUGCAAAACAUAAACUACUCUUUCUGGAAAAUGUGGGAUUAUGAUUGGAGUGUUUCAGAGCUUGUUCAUUCUUUUAAAUAUGCAUUUUUACUCAAUUAAUCUGAAAGAUAUAGUGCCAUUUGUAAGGGGGAUUUUCUGUCCCAAGCCUUCGUGUUUCCACCCAUGGGAUGUUUACAGUCACAUAUUGUUUUUGUAAAAUUCUCAGCUGCGAGGAGACUGAAGGAAUCGUGUCAUGGAAAGACCAGCUUUCAUGUUGUUAGUAACAAUGCCAUAAGGGGACAACAGGCCCUGCUUCUGCUGAGCAGGCUGAUAGGAAGAGGGGGCUGAUACAGUACAUUUUGAUAAGAUAGAGUGGGGGUAAAACAAUGGAAAAGCACAAAGUGGAUGCCUACAGUUUUCAACUUGUAGAAGGUAGAUUAAUGGGUCUUUGGUUUCGGCUCCAGACGCUCAGACACUAGUCUUGAGAUAUGAUAGAUGAUAAAUGUGCUUUCUGCUUCAUGGUUUAUUUAAACACUAUACCUUGGAUAAAAAGAGUCUUCACUCCUGAUUGGCUAGUGGCCAUCAAUUAUCCAUGUCUGUUUUAUUUCUGUAUAACCAAACACCCCCUGAACAAUUGUGCCGUUGCCCCUAUAAACUAAUGUUCCAGACAGCUCAGAGCAUUUAGUUUCAGCCAUACAGCUGCACAAUGCAGCCUGGCUCAACUGGUUUUCAGGUGACCUUCAGAGUGGACACUAGAUAAUGAAGAAAGUAACUCUUUAAAGCAACAUGCUAUGUUUCUGUAAUCCUUUUACUGUCGGGACAGGUAGUCCAAAACUGUCGCCUGCUAAAAGAUCUUUUUGUGAGGGUUGUAUCAAAGUCAAAAGAAAAAGUAUAUACCUCAAAAGAGUGGUGAUAUUACAGAGCAGGCCUGUUUUUCAGAGCAGCUUUUUGCUCAUUUUUCAGAAUAUUAAUGUCUACAAAUAAUGUUGAAGCUCUGUAAGUCGCUGGCAGGCAUCAAGUGCAAGUUGGCAGGCCACUGUGUGAGAACAAAUUUUCACAGGCUCAAGUACAGAAGCCCAGUAUUAAAUGAAAAAUUCAAAGUAUUAACUGAAAUAGAAACCAGAAAAGAUCAGUCUGUGUUUGAAGAUGUGGAUUUAACCCUAAACUGCAGUAAGAAAAAGACUUUUGCCCCCAAUGUACCGUACUUGUACUCUUUUAAUUCACAUGUUAUUCUUUAAUGGUUGAAGAGUUUUAAAAUUUGAAGUUGAACUCAUGGCUUGCAUACAUGUAUAUGCUGUCAGGCGUACCUCACUGCGCGGAACAGGACGUGAUCUGGCAGAGUACUUCCUGAGGUACGCUGUCAUGCCCCGGCAUUGUUCUGCACGACAAUAGGCCAGCCGUGCCGGUCUCACAUGUUUCUUCAAGGCCCUAAAAACUGAUCUGAGGUCUUUUUCCUGUGGUCAGAGGCGAUUAUCAAAGGGGGUAUUCCUCAUAAUCCCUCAUAAUGAAAAGUAGAAAUAGUUGGUCUGGUUACUUCUGCUUUAAAGACAAUCAUAGCCUUGAGGUUUGUUUUAUCUAAGAUCUGGAGAAAACUUGGUGAUUUCCAGCACAGUCAUUGCAGUCAAAUGUGGCCUGGAUGGUACAUUUACAACCCUUUGAGGCAGUACCUUUCACCCAUGACUCCUGGCACAGCUAUUUUGACUUUUGUAAAGUCCAAAGUAAAUAUAGGUUGCGACUUUGAAUUUCACUCACUUAUCUGAAAACAUUACAGCUCAGUUCAAAACUUCAAGAAAAUCCCCCUUGAAAUAGUGACGUCCUGUUUGUCUCAUAAUGCAACAGCAGCACUGAUAAAGCAGUGAUUUAAGUCUAUCAGGUUUAGGCGCAAUUUUUGUCAGUUGUGUAGAUAUUAUCCUAGUUUAAAGAUUAUUCUGCAGAGGUUCAAUAAAAGAAUGUAGAUUUUAAACUAAUUUUGACUUUGAGGUUGAACCUUUAUUAUUUUUUUGGGUCUGCCAUUAAUCGUAAUCCUUCUUAAUUUGUCCUUUUUGUAGUAUUUGUAUAACUCCUCAAGAGCUCAUACAGCAACCAUUCAAGUAAUGCGCUUUGAAAAUGACAGCUGUGAUGUAUUAAAUUUUAAAAAUGUUACUUCUUGCCUUUUGAAACUCAUGAUAUUAUAUCCUGCAAUUUUUAACUCCAGCCUGCAAGCUCUACAGUCGCUCUUUUUCAGGCGUCCUUGGCCUUGGCGUACCAUGUGAGCGGAUGAUAGAAAAGAGAGAGUUUUAUCUAAUGAAAGAGGGUUUUUAGAUCAGCUUGUCUGGCUCUUCAUAAUGUUUAGUUAAGAAUGAAGCUGUGUGUGUUAUUGCCAGGAAGCUUUGUCCACAUGUCUUGAAGCAAGUCAAGCUGGAAGGGGACGGGGCACUGCCUCAAUCAGCAGUCUUACUUCCUAUGUCUUUACUGGCACGCUGUUUUGAAACCACAUGUUGCCAUAAGUGUGCGCUUUCACUUCUCGCUUUAGCAUUUCUUGAGAUAUCACUUGCCACAUGCCACGGUUAUUUAAAGUCAGCAGAUCGGGGAGUUAGUCAGGGGGGUUUUAUUUGCUUGAUAGAUCCUUGCUGUCGUAUAUUUCUUAGACAUUUACAGGACAUCCUAAAAAUCUGCGGGCCCUUGCUCCCAUCGUGUUCAACUGAUCACUUGUUCAAACGACUUUCCAGCAGAAGUGGCUCUACAUGCUGGAUGUCAUUACCACCAGAGCUUUGAGCUACUUUAAUUCAUGUGAUGAAUUUGAGCGAAGCAUGUGAGGUCAAAGCAGUUGUCACACUUGUGGUGCAAACGCUCCCACGUUGCACUGAAGUGCCGUCGAGAGAGGCUUGAACUCGCUUUAUACUCUCAUUGAGAGAGCUUUAUUAUUCCACUUACACUGUGUGUGUUUUUUCUGCCUUGCCAGUGAGAGGAUAAUGAUACUGGCCUCUCAAAUGGAGUGCUAACUGGUACUUCACUUUUCACAUGUUUAUCCCACUCAGUCUGGUCUCUGCCUCCCAUGCUGCCUCCCAGAUAUUUUACAGUAACUCUUUAUGUUUUCUUGGCUUUUACUUGAUUGUAUCCACUCAGCGGGUUUUUGAAACCAGGUCCAAAGCUGUCUGCACGAGCCAAACAUUUAGAGAAAUGACCUCACAGCAUCCUAUAAACAGAAGAACUUAAGUGUUUUGCUCAUGGGCUGUGUCUUAUCUAAACUUAAACAAGUGUCAAAUGUUGCCGGAUAUCUAUCCAUCUCUCUAAAUCCUCACACAAACCUCUUCACCAUCCUAUCUUUCUAAUCACUGCUCUCAGUCAUGAUCAGCAAACAGCAAAGCGUCACUCUGUUUUGUCUCCUCACGGUGAUGGAGAGAGUUUGCUGCGUGCUCGUGGUGCGAGCUGUUGUGGCUGCAUCUAUAUUUAGAUAUCUUUCUUCCUACGCAUUUUCAGGGUUGGUUGUUAAAUAAGAAAAUCAAAUGACGCGCAAAGAGCCUGUGCAAGAGGAGAGAGCAGGGAGGAAAGGGGAGGGGAGAAUCAAAGCCAAUCCGCUGGGCUGUUUCUGAUGACAUGACAACCGCUGCAUGUGUGUGUGUGUGUGUGUGCACAUGUGUGGAUCUGUUGGAGGCCUAGGAGAAGACAAUGGAGACUGUUUCUCACAUGAAAGUAUAGAGGAAACCCAGCUGUGUAGCAACGCGGACCCUGUCUGUUUCCUUUUUGUACCGGUGGUGUAGUCAAUAAGAAUGAUGUGGAAAUCAGGCCUGUAGGACAGUGUAGUGUGCAGGCCUUACUCUAGUCCUAAACUGACUCAGGAUCAGUUGCAUUACAUCAUGUCAUUUUUAGGUUUCCUUUGCUUGUUGACUGAAAAAUAUAGGGGGGCCGGGGGAGGGGGUGCUUGCCCCAUCUCCAACAAUGAGGAAGUUAGCAAGAUGUGUUUGUCUGUUUAUGUUAAAAAUUGUAAUAAUCAGUAGUUUGGUCACGGUAACAUAUUACAGUUUAUACUGAAGUAUGACUUUUAGCUAGAGCCCCACCGAUACGGAUUUUUUGGGGCCAAUGCCAAUGCCGAUUAUUAGAGAGGGGGGAUCUGAUUACCGAUUAAUCUGCCGAUUUUUAAAAUUUCUUUAUGAAGUUACCGCUGCCGUUCGGUGCCUCCGCUCUUAACUCACGUUACACUUUUCCGGUCCGGUCUCAUCUGUAGACAUGCAGCUGCUUCAGAAAGAGAAGUAGCUCAAUCACAUAAUGUGUACUGUUGUUUAUUCUACCGUUACUGGCACGGCUAACAGUGUAGCAAGGUUAAUCGCAGGUGGCUAACUCUAAAAUAUCGGCAAAAAUUUUGUUUUGGCCCAUUACCGAUAAGUCUCAAACGGGCAAAAAUUGGCCGAUUUAAUCAGCUCGCCCAUUAAUUGGUCGGCCCCUACUUUUAGCAACUUAAAUAUAGUUAGAUUUUUGAGACUGAAACUUAUAUUUGUGCCUUUUCAUGACACCCAAGAGAAAAAAAAACUGUCAGAGACAAGAUCAAAGUUUUUUAUGUCCUAAUUUUUAAUGUCUUGCAGCUGAAGAAACAGCCAUAUUUGCACAAUUUCCACAUAAAAAUUUUACAAUUGAAUAUAUGUUUGACCGUCAAAAAGUCAGCUGGAUGAAAUUUAUGUCAAAAGACACUACUCUAGCAUGUGGAGGACAAGAUGAACAAAGGCUGCUUUGUCCACAGGGGGCGCCAAAAUUGACACAAAAGUUCAGUCGUUGGUCAUGCUACUGUCACAUCUCCAUCACUUACCAAUCCAAAUCAAAAAGCAGUAGUUGUAGUUGUACGAUAAACUUUCUACAAUAAUGGCAGAGGUUACUAUGGGGAUAAAACUAACCACACUUGUGUUUUCAGUACAGUUUCCAAGUACUACGUAACUUUGCUUGGGAAAAUUUGACCCAGCAGAAUGAGCCUCAAAUACAUGGUCAAUGCGUACAAACAAUUUAACCAAUCAGAAGAGGCCCAAGUUGGAUUUCAGCUACCUUCAUCUUGGUUGGAAACAGUUUAAUUAGUACUGCACAGUUGGCUAAAGGCUGUGGAAGGAGACGAAGGCAAGGAAAACAAAAUUGGUGGUAAUCCUGGAAAGAAAAUAUUAGCAUGUCUUUUUCUGUUUUAGGGAAGAUGACUCGGCAAACACACACACACACUAACACACACACCAUCUCAAUUUUGCAAUAUCUAACGAUUUAACCACACAUGGUUUAUUUUCCUGAUGUCAUUGGAGGCCUAUUGGUGUAUUUUACUCACACCACAUUAACACUCUUGAAGAUGUCAGACAGUAGAUAACAUAGACUUGGCUAAGGUUCUGCUCUGCCUACGUGUAUGGUGUGUGUGUGUGUGUUUGUGUGUGGGCUGUGACUAACCUUGUACAACCUUACUACAGAGAGCUGGAGGCCAUGCUAUCUAUCACCUCCUCAACCCCCACCCCCCUUCUCUUGCCCAGUAUAGGGGUCAACUUGCACUGGUGGUAACAAUGAUGGAGGAGGGGCAGAAGGCUAUUGUCUUGGACUGUCAACAGUGUACGUUUGGCCUCCCCACAAGAGCCAAAGUGACCUGGUCCAUGCAAAACAAGGACUCGCUGACCACAUUGUGCUUUUGUCUUUGGAAAUUUUAGCCUUUUUUGAUGUGAGGUUGCAGCUGUGCACCAGUCUGCUCACCAUGGCUCAGUUGCAUGAUCCUGUUUGAAAUGCUUCCUUGAUAGCAGCAUUAAAAUUUGCUUUUAAUUUGAAUAAUUUUUUUUCAAGCUGUCAUGCCACACGCAAUGUCAUAAACUGUUCUUACUGGAGCUUCCAUCAACCAAUGAACCUAAACUUCAACCCCAAUCCUAUAAAAGUCUAAAUGCUGCUAAUUUAAAACUGAAUUUUAUCAUUUGCAAAUCAUUUAAACUCUUUAUUUAGUCAAAAAUAGUGAAAAAACAAUAUCUGAGAUGUUGAAAAUAAACACUGGCGGUGCUUGGUGGAAAGAACAUGUGUAAAAGGCAACUUACUUACAUCUGUACAAAGCUCCCAGGUCGACUGUCGCCGACCCACUGGCACCACAGCUGUCUGCAGCCAUUCUUGCUGAUGAAAUGAGUGUGGCGAGUGUCCACAGUCGGGUACUCAAAAUCUUGACCGAUUUGAGUACGUCAUCCGGGGUACUUUUGCCUACUCAAUUUUCACAUACUGUCCAUACUUUUUUCCAUUUUGAGUUGAGUAUACUCAAAAUUUUAAGUAUUUAGUAUGGAAGUAUGCAAUUUGGGACACACCAUGGGUGAGCAAAUGGUUUAAUGAUUCCAGAAUAAAGUUCUUAAGUGUAAAAUUUAGGGAAUCUGGAGAAAUCUCACAAAAAAAACCAACAAUCCCAGACACCAACACUUAGAUGACCAGGAUCUUCAGGCCUUUUAAGUGUCAGUGCUUUAAAAACAGACAAGACCAAAGUGGAAAGCACAUCUAAAAACCACCAUCUGUGAACAAAAUCUCUUGCUGCAUCUAGAACGUACCUUGAAAGAGGGAACCAUGUAUAAACAUGAUCCCAUCUGAGCCCAUUAAAGACAGACAGAGGCAAAGUGGAAAAUUGUGGUCCAAUGAAUCAUAGUUUAAUAUUCUUUCUGGAAAUCAUAGACACCACAUCCUCCACUUGAAAGAAAAGAGGGACCUCCGGGAUGAUUAUCAGCAUGCAUGGUUGGAAAUGCAAAAGUAGCUUACACAUCUGGGAAGGCAGCAUUAAUGCUGAACAAUGUAUCCACGUUUUAGAGCAAGAUGUGCUGCCAUCCAGAUGAUACAGUUUUCAGGAAAGAUCUUGCAUAAUACAGCAAGAAGAUGCCAAAAGUUUUUUUUGCAUGAAGAUUCUGGUCCUAAACUGGCCCACCUGCAGUGCUGACCUGUCAGCUGUUCGAAACAUUUAGUGCAUCAGGACACAGAAAUGAUGACAAAGGAGACCCAGCCUGAACUGUUGAUGACCUAAAACUUGAAAACACUCCAGAAACAGUCAGGAUCUCCUUGGUUACCAAAAUACUCACAGAGCUUCGUUUAAGGAAGAGGUGGUUGCAACAUGACGGGAAACCUACCCCCUUCAAACUGUGUAAUCUAAUUUGACCAUAUUGGUUAGAGGUCUGAGAUAAUCUGUAUUACUUCCAUUGUUUCUCUCCAGUUGCAUUUGUCUUAGAUUGUACUCUCAAGCUAAUGUUUGUCAAAGAUGUUUUCAACUUUACUCUCCAUUUAGCAAAUAUAACAAGAGAGCGACUUCAAAGAUCGACUCGUCUUCACUGAACCUCUUCUGUUAACAUGAAACGUGUGCUUUUUUAGUCUAAAGGAAGAAAUGCUCUGACCUUCCUGUGCAAAUAUCAAUUUCUGCUAUAGAGCCUUGUCGUUUAGCUCUCAGAAAGACCGUGCUAUCCUUGGCAGGUGCGCCAAAGUGGCCGCGUCAGCAAGAGCCUUGAGAAAACAAUUGGAGCAGUGGGAUCUGCUCCCCAAGUCUGCUGUGUCAGGCAGGCCGCUGCUGGGACUCCUCUCCUCUCCUCUCUCUCUCUCUUUCUCUCCCUCGCUCGCUCUGUUUCUCUAGCGGCUGACACACAGGCUGUCACUCAUGUCUUCGCAGCAUUAGGCCGUUGCCAUGGUGUUGUUUAGCUCUACUGACAGGUGGGCUCUGACGCCAAUUCUCCUCCCCCUCCUCCCACCUCCAGGCCACACGUCAAAUGCUGCUCUCUCCACUCUGCACUGAAAAAAAAAAUACGCACUGGGGAUGUUGUUGCUGUAUUUUUGUUCAUGUGUGUGCUCCCAACACAAUCAAAGGGGGAUUUAGGGGUGUGUGUGUGUACCUGCGUAACUACCUAUCUACCUAUCCAUAUAUUUAGGGCAGUUAUAGGUCGAGUCAAGGCUUUGCAUGUGAGUAGAGAUAAAAAUUGAGGUCAUGUUGUUGCUACUGCAGAUAUUGUUUGUGGUGAAUUUGCAUGUGGAGAUGAUUUGUGUCUGGGUUUCACAUGUAUGGGAAAAUCCCACUGAAAUGUUGCUGACGACUCAGAAGAGGGGUUGCUAGGUAACCUUACGUCAUAGCCUUGCACUGGUGUGUAGGGAGGUGAAGCUGUAGGCUAACUCAUUAGCCACAUCAAGUAAAGGCCUCUUUCUGCUGGUCGUGCGAGAACAGACCUACAUAAAUUCAAAACUCAGUCGGCUGAUAGGAGCUCAGGGAAAUUUAUUAACGUAACGCAGCCUCCACUACAUCAUCUGUGUAUGUCUUUGCAUAGAUGGAACGUAUGUCUUUCUCUGCUGAAAAAGGUCUUUGCAGUCAGAAGACAGUUCAAACUCUACAGUUGAAUUCUUAAAUGUUUGACUUUUUCGAAGCGUUUGUUUUGUGUUGGCAUUAGCAUGUCAAGUCUGAGUGUUUGCACUUAGGGUGUGUGCAUGUUUCUCACAGGGUAUUAACUUUCUACUUUCAUGACAAGUCCCUGCUUCAAGUCUUCAAAAGUUUUUUAUUGGUUUGCAUUGAAUAAUGCAUGCCAUUUAACCAUUUGAUAUUGCUCUCAGUGCAGCUGAUUGACGAGUAAUUUCUCGAGCUAAAAAGCUGCAGCCAGAGUCGACACUUAGAGCAUUUACAUCCUUUCCAUCCUCUCUCCAUCGCUCUCCUCUUUCAUCUCUGCGGCCCACAGUGGAGAUGCUUUUGUUGGCUCCCACGAAGCAGCCUUUUAACAUCCCAAGGCCACACUUUUUUUUCUGAGAGCAGCGUGGUUGUAUGAGUGUCUGUCUGGCUGGUGAGUAGAUGUGUCAGGAAAAAAAAAAGUUGAAUGAGCGGAGAAAAGACACACGCUCGCUAUUGUUGCUCAGGCACUCGAGAGGUGCGCGGCGAGGUUGAGAGCUAGCUGGUGUCGCACGGCUCAUCUGAAGGUGCUGCCUGCUGUAAUGGACUCUUACAGAUAGACUGUGAGAUAAGGAGACACACUAUACGGCCGCACUGAGCUGCACAACGCGGCCUGCUGCAAACCAAUACCAGGGUGUUCAUUGUAAUACUUACUCACAGGACCACUGCACUUGACAUUGGCUCGGGAAGCACCGGGGUAAAGUCUCCCAGCUUUAUAUGUUGUUGAAUAUUUAAGUGUUCUGAGACGGUGACAGGUCUUGCUUUUGAGGGUUUGGGUUGUUCUGGAAACUGAUGCUCCUACUGUCAUGAGACACUACAGCGAGGGCUUCACUUUAGUCAUUAAUGCGCUGACUAGCAGAUGCAAUCAUUUAAAGCCAAUGGAAAUCUAAACCCACAACAGCCUAACUAUGUAAUUAUAUAGCUCGAACAGACAAUAUACAGUCAAUACAUCAUUAAGCACUGGAUUCAUCAAUUUAUAAACAUGUGGGGGCAUCUCAGCUGAUGGUGCAGCAACCUCUAAUUGCUAUGGCGUGUAACACUGUCGUUUCCAAAGCCAGGUUGAUUUCAAUCAAGUCACACACAGUCUUGAGAUAUUAUCUAUCUUUUUUUCUUAUCUUUUUUUUUAUUCUGAUCUUGGUUUUCUUAGAGUUUUUGAGGUUUAUUUUCCCUCAAAUUUUGCGUGAACUCUCAACUUGAGCACCAUUUAUACAAAUUGAAGCAAAGUUUCCACACAUUUGAUAGGAAAACUUUAAAAUGCACAAGUUUAGCUCAGUUGGCAGAGCAGACACAUGUGAUCGGAGGUUACCGCUCUUAUUGUGCGUGUCCCAGUGUAGGAGCCAAAAUAUAUUUGUUGAAAAUAAGAUUUCUAAUAGGUACUACGGCCCGACUGAUAUGGGUAUUUUGGGGCCGAUGCUGAUCAUUAGGGAGGAAAAAAAUCAGAUAACGAUUAAUCGGCCAAUUUUUUAAAUUUUUAUAAAGUUUUAAAAUUUUGUUAGUUUAAGUAAUAUAUCAACGUAUUUACUUAUUUUUUUUAACAAAUGGCUGCCUAUGAGCCUUUCAAACACUUCUCAGUAACAUUAACCUCAGUAAUCUUCCAUGUAUUUAUCCCGAAUAAAACUCGGACAAGAAAAGCGUUUUCAACUACACCACCCCGGCCGCCGUUCAGUGCCUCUGCGUCUUAACUCACUUUACUCGUUUCCAGUCCCGUCUCAUCUGUAGACAUGCAGCUGCUUUAGUAAGAGAAGUAGCUUGAUCACGUGUACUGUCUUUUAUUCUACCAUUACUGGCACAGUGUAGCAAGGCUAAUAGCAGGUGGCUAACUCUAACUUUAGUUCGCAUAUUACAUUUUCGAAGUGAAACCGAAUCUUUUUCUCCGCAUUUUAUUUCUGAAAAUAUCUGCGACAAUCGGCAAGUUUUGGCCGAUUACCGAUUAGUCUCAAACGGGCUAAAAUUGGCUGAUUUAAUCAGCUCGCCGAUAAAUCGGUCGGGCCCUAAUAGAUACGUCACUUCCGGGGAUUGUCACUGAGGGGUGUGGUUUUGGGAUGUUUGGCGGGUUAUUUAAAUCUCAGUGGUGUAGUCAGACAAUGGGUUGUGGUAAGCUCUGAUAAUUUUCUGUUGACCAUUUCACUCAUUCCGUUUUAACCUCAUUUCAUCAUAUCACUUUUUCAUUUGAAGGCAAAAGUUUUUGACCUGGAUCAGUGUGUUUUCUUUAUUUUUUUGAACAAUAAAUUACCUUUUUUUAACACUCAAACCAGACUGAUAAUUGAACAAGUCACAGAUGCAAGCGAACCUAAACCCCAGCGGCCUUUUUAUUGAAGGAAACCAGUCGCUACACCCUGCAUUAUUAAGCAUUUUUAUUCUGUCUCCCUGAAUUUCUUGACCCUCUCACAAGCUAUCCUUUCAAAAUAAAGGCAAAAGUCCUAAAAACAAAUCUUGGGGAGAAAAAAGGUUGGGUUGACUUUGGCUACUGUGAGUUUUCUAACUUGAUGUUUAAAAGCGUAACUCUGUCCUCAAUCAUCUCUCCACCACUUUACGAUUAGAUUCAUGAAUACUUACUUUUGACUAAGACAAAAAGUAAAAUCUGGAUCAAUUCUUACUCGGAAAUAUGUAUAAAAAAAAUUACAAGGGAGUGCUAUAACUCUGCCUACAAGAUUGACUAGUCAUGUGGGAUUUUCUACUGUCAUUACGUCACUGAUAUAAGCUGCUUCCCUCGCUCCAAACUCACUUGUUUGCUGUGCCAGCAGUGCAGAUGCUCCAAUUAGAUGACCGGCUUAUUGUUCCUCUGUAUGAUAAUAGCUACUCAUAUCUAAUUAAGUAUCUUGUGCACUGAAGGCAGAGGGAAAAUUGGGUUAAACAAACAACAGAAUCACAAUUGCUGUAGGUACAUUGAGUUCUGAGAGGAGGGAAAAAAACUCCUGCUAGUAUGGAGUACUUUUAUCAUCAGGUUAACCAUCAUAGCGUAUGAUUUGUUGCAAAGAGUGUCAGCCAGUGAGCAUUAAUAACUGGGUUAUUGCUCCUUAUCUGACUUAUCUGGCGUUAGAGAGGACAUGCUGUGUAAUUUCUGUCUCCUCUCACCUAAAUAAAUGGAGAAAAAAGAGGUGUGUGUGUGUGAGAGAGAUCCUCCUCAGUGAGAGCCUCCUUUUUCAACUCCUCUCCCCUCUAACCUGCCCCUCCCCUCUGAGCUGUGUUCUCUGUUGCUCCCUGCAGGUGAAGCUGAUGAAAUACAUCUGUAAACAGCUGCAGUGCAAGCAGAAAGUGCCAGAGACAGAGAGGCCCGAGGCCUUGGACAGCUAUCCACAUUUAAAAGACUGGCUGCGCACCAUCAACCUGCGACCAGAGCUCAUCGAGGUAGGUCAUGCUGUUUUUCUCUCUCUCUCUCUCUCUCUGUCUGUCUGGAGCGUGGGUGAUUGUGUCUGUGGCAUAUUUAUGUGGAUUCUGAGUGUGUGCACUGAGUCUCCUUUUUGCAUUUGCAUGUGAAAUACUUGAGUUAUGACCAUAAAAAUAUCCUCUGUAAAGAUAUGCCAUUUUAGGCAACGAAUCUGAUCUCUGAACAGAUUCGUAAAAAGAAAAAAAAAACUACUCCUAGUUGUUUUUUAACUUAAUGUAUACAACUAGUUUUUAUUAGACCGAUGUGGAGAGUAGAGGGAGAUUAGCAUGCCCUUCUUUAGACAAACUGCUCGUGGUUGCAUAAAAAUCUGGUUCCCAGCUUGGUGCCAUUUAUAUCUCUGUGCCAUGUAAGUGAGACUGUACAAAGUGUACGAGGAAUUUAUCUGAAUAGAUUUUUGUUAAAGUCCUCAAUUUCAAGCUGUGCUAAAUUCUUGUUUUUACAAAUUUUAUAUAACCUUAGCAGCAGAAUCUACAACCAACUCUUUGUAUCAGAUCAGCUCAUUUAGAGUCUGUGUACGAAGAUAUCGGGUGAAGUGAUGAUGCCUGAAUCAACUCACUAGUGUUCAGUCAGUGUAAGGGGUGACCUGCAGAUAGAGAGCCUGAGUGUAGUCCUGUUGAACAUGUGUUGGCCUCUGAGCAGAUCUGACCUCCUUGUAUAGAAGAAUGGGAUCUCUAUAGAAAUAGUGAUUCAACAAUGACAUUGUGUAUGAUGAUAAACAUACUCAAAUUCAAACGGCCUCUUGUCCCUGCUCCUUGUGAUAAUGAGGAAACUAAUCCCUUUGCUGUUUCCAGUGCUUGUUUUUAAUAAGUGUUUGUUUGGGAACCACUAUUAAAUCUUUAAUUGCAUUGUGCUGAAUAUACUAAUGCCUUUGCAUACAAGGGAGACUGCGUUGCUUUAAAGAGGCUUAGCACAAUUGUCAUCCCGCUACAUGAUCUGUUUGGCAAAUUUAGUCGUAAUUUCCUCUCCUUUUACUGACUGCCCUUCCUGUGUUGCUCUGAACUCUAGUAAUCCCUCCCCUGUUAGCUUCUGUAUGUUUUCAUUAGUUUUGUCUGUUUGUCUUUGUUUGGUGCCCUCUCUGUAACCUGCUUAUUUUACAUGUUAUUCUUUAAUAUGUCCCGAGUUUGUGCUUGCUUUUAUUGGUGUCAUACCGCCUUGUUAUAUAUCAGGUUACAGAAUGAAGCCUUGUACUUGAGAAAAGGGGCGAUCCAGAGUAGAUGCAAUCAUUUAUGUGUCUUGUGUACCGGCAGGGAUUUCCCAAAACAUGUAGAUCCCUCAUGGCGUAAUGAUGACCCGUUUUGAUCAAUCGUUAAUGGAUUGAGAUUUCAGCAGAGUAUGUCCUCAGUCUUCACUGUGAGAGCCAGAUUAUGUCAUAGGUGAUCCUAAAACACGACAAUGAUUUCAUGUAGUAUUCCUUUUUCAUUUUUUAAUAUCUGAUUUCCAAUCUCUCUCUCUAUCUCUCUCUCUCUGCUGUUGUGUUGCAACUGACAUUGAGCUAUUACAUAAUCUUAUUCCAGCAUGCUGAUGCCAUGUUGGCCAGCUUCCUAAAUGACCGUGUGUGCCUUUCCACGAACUAAUUAACUUUGUCUGUGGCUCAACUAAUUUACCUUACCUGGAUUAAUCUGGGCUAACCGCGGCAAGGUUGCGAAAGAUUUUUUUUUUCCUUAUCCAUCGAGACUAACAAUCAUUGUAGAAAAACUGUUACUGUACCAAAAAAUAGGGAAAUAUUUAUUUACCCGUAAUUAUUAUUUAUAAUUAAGAUGAACCUAAAUUACCCCAUUCAUAUACAUUCAGUUGCAUCCUGUUCUAAGUGUGUGCAUGUUUACAAGGACUGGGACGGUAUGCAUUUCUCCAGAUUCAAUUUUCUACGAUCUUUUUGAUGCCUAUUCGAUUUAAAUUGUGAUCCUACAAUAUUGUCAAUCUUAAGUCUGCAUUUUUAACACCAGUGAAACAGUUGAAUGAUUAUGAUUGUCUACUGACUAUUCUAGGAACCAUAUUUCCCCAAAAAAUACACAUCACAUGGGAGUCAGUUUUUAAGAUUUAGUCUUCAAUUUGAAAACAAAAAAAAAGAUUUUUGAACAUAAAAAUAGAUUUAAAAAUUGUAAAACAAAAAAUUACAAUACUUAUAUAAAUCGUUUUUUUUCUCCCACCCCUAAUGUUUACUGAAAAGCCCCAUAUUUCCCUCAAAGUUUACCUGACUGGAUGCUGCUUUGAAAAACGUUUGGUUUUUGUUAAUUUUGGCACCGUCUAUAGGCAGAAAAGUACAUCUUAUCACUGUGCUGAUCUUGUGCUGUACAUGCCGAGGCAAUAUUUAGUAACAAAGAAUCUCAUCUUCUUCUCAACAUGAGAUAUUUGCUGUUAAAAAUGCAAGACAGGCUCUUUUUCAGCAUGCUGUCAACCAUCUGCAGCUGCUUUCAGUGUUAAAAAUAACAGCACAGAAAACCUCAGUCUCGGUGCCGAUGGUCUUGAUUCAUUUUCUGUAUCAUAAAGUGGUAUCAAUAUCAUUUCAAGUGUUUCAAAAACAUGAAUAUGUACUGUAGACUAACAGCUAAUGUGAUGCUCAUAGCUCAGUACAGAAACACAGCACUUUUGACUUGUAAAACUGUACUAAGAAAGCCACAGUACAGCAACAACAUGUGCAAGCUAUGCUGUUCAUGAUGCUAAAAUUGUAGUGUUAUAAUGAGUGAGUGGGCGGGAGGGGAGCUGAGAGCCCACAGCCACUUUCAAAUAUCACAUCACUCACCCUUGCCCAUGUGAAUUUCUGUGUGUGUGUGUGUGUGUGUGUGAGAGAGAGAGAGAGAGAGUGCGUGUAUGUGUGUGUGUGUGUGUGUGUGUGUGUGUGUGUGUCUUCUUUUGCUUACAGUGUACACACAAGUGUGGGAGGUUGCCCUAGUUUUUCUGAUCAGUGUUUGCCCUCUCAGAGCAAGGGUUUUAACCUGACUGAUAAGCAAUUGCGUACUUCCCAUGUCAAAAAAACAUCCUAAAACCACUGGACUGUCUCCUAUUUCCUUCUGCCUUGCAACAAAUAUUUGUGCUGGAGUUUGGAAAGCAGAAAGCACCUCAGGACUGUGAGUCUGUGUUCUUCAGCUUUAUUUAAUAUGUGAGGUCUGUCUUUUUGGAGCUCCUGGUUAUCAUCUGUUUUCUUUUUUACUCUAUAUAACCAAGGGAGCUGAAAGACUUCAUCUGCAAAAUCUUACUACUUUAAGUGAACAAAGGGGGCAGAGGGGUCUUUUGUUUACAGUCUUUACUCGAAGUUCAAACUACUGUAGACUGAGCAGCGUUGAUUUUAAAGAAUUAUAUAUAGUGUAUCAGGUACAAGCAGUAAUAAGAAAAAAGUUGCAACAUUGAAAAACGAGUAAAAAAAUAAUUUGCAGUCAUUUGCAUCAUUUAGCCUUUGUGUUUAAAAUAUUAUUACAUUUGAGCACACUGAAACAGUAUAAUCGUGAGUUAAACAUGCUUACAUUGUAGUGAAUUCUGGCUGCUGUGUAUCAGGCCAUUUGUCUGUUACUUUCUAUUUCUGUAGCCCAGCAGACUUGCCUACUCCUACUCUGAUUUCGCCUAACUAACAGAUCCCACACGAUGUUUGUACCCACUCUGCAAAGUUUCCUUCACUUGGACCAAUAUAUCCAAGACUGCGCACAUUACUUCCUCUCAGGUUUUAGAGCCACGCUCUAUCUCAAUAGCUUCUACUACUACUAACUUGUACAAAUACAGGCGUAAAGCCACGACAGUAGUAUUUAAUAAUCUGCAUUUCUAUCCCUGGUGAGUAAAAGAAGUUCGAUGUGAAACGCCCCAAACAAACAGGAUUAUUCUGAUUUCCAGGAACAGUGCAAAGCAGAGGUUGUAUGACCUACUUAGUAUCUUGCCAUGCUGCCCUUUUAAUGCUGACUUACAGCAGGCCACAGUGAUGAGACCCCAGUGUUUGAGGACUCACAACAGAGGCUUUUUAUUGGGAUUAUAAGAACAGCAGAGUCUCUGUGUUUUCUCCUGUGAGAGAAAUGUCAGCAUUUUAUUACAUCUAUACUUCUUGUGUGAGGAGUAAGACAAAAACAAAGGCUGAUGAAGUUCUGCCUGUUUAGCAAACUAUCAAUAGUAUCAGUUUAUCCCACUGAAACCAGUUUCAUCUUUGUGCAGCUGUAGUAUCUAGUUGUGUCCCUACGUUAUGCGAGUGGCUCAUGUUUUUGCUCAUAAUUCCACAGAGAUUAAAUACUCCUCUCCCCUUUUUUUCUGUGUUGCCUCUCUGCAGGCAGUAGCAGCAAAGUUAUCCCUGGAUGCCUUACUGCAGAUGACGGGUGCUCAGGUGAGGGACACAAUGCGAAGACUAGGAUCCAGUUCAGAGGAAUGUGCCAGGCUCAGUGCUGCCCUCUCCUGUCUGAAAAGUGCAACUGAAUCAGGUUUGUGUUCAUGGGAGUAUUCCUUGGAGUAAGUGUGCCACAGUGGUGUUCCUCUUGGAUCUAAACUUGUGCUUUGUGUUUCUGUGUCCAGGAGGUGAAAUGAGGGAUGACGCCAGUACGUGGUUGUCCGAGCCCACAAGGAGGGACAGUGGCUCUCUUCUGACUGCAGACCAGCUUUCAAACCUGGGGACUCCUCUCCGCGCCCACAGUCCCUCACCUCUUGCCCGCCCAUCCACCAUCCAUUCCACCCCAUCCACCCCCAGCGCCACUUUUCCUCAUCCCCGUUCGGGGUCAAUGUCAGCGGCCCCCACGCCUGAUUCGCUGGCAUCGCAUAUCCACAGUGACAGCCCCCUCACAGAUCCAUUCCCGAUGUCCUUUGCUCGCACAGCCCGGCUUCACGGACACACAUCCACCCCGCCUAUAACCCCGCCUUCAAAGAGGCGUCACAGACUAAAGCCCCCCUGCACCCCUCCACCUCCAUCCCGCAAAGUGCUGCAUCUACUGCCCAAUAUCACCCUGACGCGCAGCAAAAGCCAUGAGUCUCAGCUGGGCAACCGUAUCGAGGACCCUCCCACUAACAAGUAGGUGCUCAGAGGGCAGUUUUGACUCGCAUACUGAUACAGAAUUUCCCUUUGCAGGAAAGUGUGGAUUUAUAGUUUUAUGUCACUAACCAACUUAAGCAGGACCCCCCUUUUAGUUUGACUUUUUUCACUUUUUCCUGUUUAUAUUGUCAUAAAUGAAGUUUACUCUUUAAACUGUUAGCUAAAAGAGUGCACUACUUUUUGUAGCUAUAAGACAAAAAAGUAAAUUGCAUUUAUCAGGAGUACCAUUUUCUCCCGCUUGACACUAUUCGUGAUAUCUGAAUGUGAACUAACAGCUGUAGGCCCUUACAACUUAUCUAUGGUAGGAGUCAUCUAACUCAAGCCUUGUGCACAGUAAGUAAUGCCAGUUUACUGUUAAACUUUUGUAGGGUAAAAUAUUAGAAAUGUACUUUUAUUUUGCUUACUCGUAUCAGGGGCAUUGCCAGGAAUUUUUAGCCCCAUACAAGAGAUAGUGACCCAGUGGUUUUUUUUAAAUAAAAUCCCGACAGGGUGAGAAAAGGCUCCCGCUACCCAGCUACAAAUAGUGUUGAUCUAAAGAGGGUUUUAUUGAUUUGUAAAUGAUUUACUUAUACAGCUAAUCAAACUGAACAUUUUAAAUUCGUGUUGCAUUUUAAUUCUGUUUUACUGUUAUUCAAAUUAACAUUUUCAUUCAUAGUCAAGUCCAAACAGCAUCAUUUUUCCUCUAGUAUUUUUAAACAGAUUCAGAAAAUAAGAGCAGGAACUGAAUAAGGUCCUCUUCCCUGUCACAUUUUCUUCUAGUCUGGUAAAGCUGCCACAGUCCAUAUAUUGAUCCAGUUUGUGGCAGCUUCGUGUCUGUUUUCUUCAAUUUGAUUGACGUCUCGUUCACUCAGCUCCUGUCUUGAUUUGCUCAUUUUUGCAUUGUUUCACCAGCUCUUUUAUUCUUAUCUCUGCUGUUGACCUGUCACUAGUCUAUAGUUUAGCUCUUUCCAAAUAGAUUGAUAAUAUUAGAAAUAUUCUACACAUUGUCAACUGAUGCUACUAGAAAGUUAUGUUUGAUAAAAAAAAAAUAGAUGAAAUCAUAAACAGCAUGCAACAGUUUUUCGGGAUUAAUGACCACUAUCAAGGGGUUUUGACCUAUCAGGAUUACAUAUUUAACACAGCCUAGAGAUUAGUAAGAAGGAAAAGUAAUAGGAAAAUAUUUUACAUUGGGUCCCACCACUUCACUGUCAGAAAUGGUCUUAUGUUUUAAGAGACCUGUCAGUCAGACCUUUAGAAGUUCUGUUCCAUGUGUUGCCCCAUCGGCCUAAAAGUGACGUUAGGUCAUUUUUCAACUUUAUUGAGGAAGAAUAAAAGAAAAAAACACUUGCUGGUGAAAAAAUAAGAAUUUUUUAAGGUUAAGAAGUAGAGUCACAGAAUCAAUGCAGAGGUCUGUGUACUCACUAUAAACAAUCCCAUAUUUUAGAGGGUGGGGCAGGCCCUUCUGAUACUGGUGUGUGUAUUUGGACAACCCAGACUUGAGUUUACCUAUAAAGUAUGAAUUAAAUUUGGCACCAAAAAGUUAACAAAUUGAAGAAUUGGACAGAAUAGUUAUACAAGAUAGUCAUCGGUCACUCUGAGUUUAAAGUACCAGGGUUAUUUUUGUAAUUCAGCUACGAGUGAGAAGAGGAUCCUAAAAGCAUCUGUCGUGUCUCACAUAGAGUCCACAAAAAGGCAAAGCUCACCCAUAAUACAGCCACAUUGGCUCUCUCUCAGUCUCCCUCUCUCACAUCCUUUCACAUCCUGUCUGUUGCUCCUUUGCUCUGACUGCAUGCGUGGAGCUAAUCCCCACACAGAUUCCCAGAGAUUAUGACUCAUGUCAAAACAGGAAGUAUUUCCUAGGUCUAAUGCUCCGAGGUGGCAAGACACACUCACAAUCUGUCUCUCUCUCCCUCUAUUGUGAUUGGAUGCACACUCGCACAAACAGGCCACAUGUUUAUCCAUAACAUCCGGUCUGUUUAUGGAGAGCUUUGGUGGAAAAAGAAAAAAAAAAAACAGGCAAUGUCAGAAGUAAAUACUUCUGACAUAGAUCCAAUACAUCUAACACACUCAGACGAUCCUGCUAGUUAAUCCCGGCUUUGUACACUCUUUACAUUAUAUUACAACAGCAAUCUGAAACCAGGUCACAAAUCUAAUGGCUGUUUGAGCAGCACAAUAAAUAAAACAAGAUAAAUUAGGAGGUAUUUUCAACAAUGAUAGCCCACGUGUGUGCGCAUGUGUGCAUAAACCACAGAUCUGGCACUGCGUUGUGCUUCACUCGUUGACAUCAGUCCUGGUGUUAAGGAUCUCACCCUGGCUAUCUCAUGCCAAUACCACUUAGGUUCUCUAAUGUGACUCCUUCUCACACUUACGUAACCUUCACAGUGCAGUAUGCUCUAAUGAUGCUGUUAAAUCAGUUUUUGUUUUUUUGACUUGUUUUGUCUUAUCCUCUCUGACAGGUGUGUAAAAAAGAAUAAGUUGCUCCUGAAUAUGCAAGUAAACGGGAAUGGAUGUGAGGACUCGCCUUCUCGUUACCAAGUCAUAUCUUCUCGCACCCCUGGAAAUACUCCAGUGGCCACCCCAUCGUCGUACACCCUACCUGGCACACCCACCCUCAUGGAGGAGCAUAGCACCAUCAAGAGUGAGUUCAACACAUUUAGCCAAUUUCUUGCAUAUUUCAUGAAUAUUAGAAAAAAUACACUUUUAAAAGUCUUUAUUUUAUGAUUGUGUCGGUAUAUGUUUGUCUUUUUGUUUGUGAAGAGUGACUGAAAUGUAGGAUCUGUAGCAUCUCAAAUACCACCUCUGAAUGAGGGGAUCACAUCCACCUGUAGCCUGGUCUGGUAACUUUUCAAGUGGUCAUAUCAGAUUUAGGCCCAAUUUCAUUAAUACAGAUCUGCCUGUUCUUGAUUUUAAACACUUCUGAUUGGAUUAAAGAGGAUGCUGUUAAAAUCAUUUUCCCAUGAAGUGUUAAUAUUCGGGGUGCAAGAUUUGAUCUGUGACACUGGCAUUUCCAAAAGCUUAUCCAUCAUUGCAGCUAGUGGUAAAAAAUGUUUAUCUGUCAUCUGUGCUCGCUAUUUUCACUUUUUUAUUCCAUUAGCCAACUACUUCAACCAUUUAUCCAUCAAUUUAGCUCACUCUUUUAAGUAGUACUCUAUUACAAAUGAGUAGUAUUUUACUUUUUUAACAAUAAAUUUGGCCCUUUCUGCGAUUUAUGCUCAACUUUUAGAGUUAAUUCAGUCAUCUGUGUAUGAACAAAAGUCAACUAUUUUUUCUGUUUAUCCACUGGUUUAGGUAAUUCAGCUGCAAUUGUCAUCAGAUACUUUGGCCAACUAUACUCAUGGUUAAAUCUUUAUUGUUGGUGAAGUUGUUUAUCUGUUGGUACAUUUUUUGCAGCUCAGUGUUUCCUCUGAACGUCAAUGAUUCUUGUUUUUCAUUACAUAAUCUAACAAUGUAGACAAAAUGUAUCUGACUUUUUCAGCUUAUUGUUACCCUAAGGUUUUGACUGCUCAUCUAUUAUUAUUGCAGACCUCUUCAACCAUUUUCCAUAAGUGUUUUAACCAUUUAACUGGUACAUUAAGCUUUUAUUUCCACCAUAGUUCUUGACAUUUAGCUCACUAUUUCAGCAGUUCAAGGACUUUAAGCUGCACCUGUGCUGCCAUUAUCCCAAGCCUCCUGUUGAUACAUCUUAUCUUAUUUUUUUGUCAGGUUUUGUACUCUCUGACAUGACUGAAAUUUCAUUCAGGUGUUUCAGUGUCCUUAAUAUACAGUAUUUGACUGUCUUUUAUUUAAGCAACCUUUUUAUCAGUUUAGCCACUCCAUCAUUUUUAAAGACUUUCCCUAAUUUGCAGUGUAACCCUGAAGUAUAUUUAUUUUCUAAAGUACAAAAAGCAAAUUUUGUAGAUGUAAUUCCCUCCUUGUAUUCAUCCAUCUCUCUUUUUCUCCAUCUUUCCAUGCAUAGAUAAUGUAGCAGUGCAUCGCAGCUCCCCACAAGCAGUGAGGAGGGACAUUGGCCUUGCAGUCACACACAGGUACAUCCCGAGUUUGUCCAAAUAAAGCAAAAACUGCUCGACUGAACCAAAACACAGUCGUGACUUUGCGCCAUAACUGGUUUGACAGGAUAUUUUGUCUUUGAACAGGUUUUCAACCAAGUCCUGGCUUUCACAGACGUGCCAGGUGUGUCAGAAGAACAUGAUGUUUGGGGUCAAGUGCAAACACUGUCGGUAAGUGGAGCAUUUUACUCUCAAGAAGUGCCAAAAUUCAUUGUCACUGACAGAGAUGGAUAAACUGAAUCACAUUAAAACACUGUGUAAGAAAGCACUCUGUCCUCUGUCUGCGCAGGCUAAAGUGCCACAACAAAUGCACAAAAGAGGCUCCUUCCUGCAGAAUCUCCUUUCUACCAUGUAAGCUUUGUCGUCAUAUGCUGAAUCUUUUCCUCAAGCAGUUAAUGGACAAAAUAUACAGUAAGAUACCUCCUGACUUUCACGAUUUCUCUUCUAGUCCCCAAAAUUCGAAGGACUGAGUCUGUUCCAUCAGAUAUUAACAACCCUGUGGACCGGCCGCAAGAAGCACCACAGUUUGGCACACUACCAAAGGCCAUUACAAAAAAGGUAGGACAUGUAUAAGUGACACUAUGCAUGACAAUUUCAGUCUCACUUUAUAUACUUCUUAUAAAUACUGUUGAAUUCAUAGAACAAAAAUACAAAAAUCUUGGUAAAUCAAUGGACGUAAUUUGGUGGUUUUGAUUUUUAUAACCGUAUUUUCUCUACCAGUCUGUGCAAAAUAUUAUAAAGACUGAUGAAGCCCUUCCUAGACUAGUCUUGAUACGUAAACAUAUCAUAACUGUUAUUUACCAAUUUUUAGGAGUGUAAUUUCUGUCUCUCUCUGACCCACCAGGAUCACCCUCCAGUGAUGAACCAGCUCGACUCCAGCAGCAAUCCGUCCUCCACCACCUCAUCCACACCUUCCUCCCCAGCACCUUUCCAGCAGAGCAACCCGCCCAGCGCCACGCCACCACCCAACCCCUCACCCAAAGGUCACCGGGACAGCCGUUUCAACUUCCCAGGUAAGCCUCACAGAUGACUUCAUACAGGAAUAAAUACACAGGAUAGAUACUGCAGUCUGAUAAUCAGUGUGCACACACACUAUGAAAAGUGCAUGCUAACACUGUACUAACAUUAAUGCUAACGGAUUGUUUGAUCUGGAUUAUUUGUCCAGUUUGAGAGUGUUAAAUAUUUAUCCUUCUUUCUCUGUGUGCCACACUAAUACGGCAGAACAACUGUGCUUUUACAGGAUCUGUUGAUUCAGAGCUUCUCUAACCAAACAUCUCUCACCCUGCUGUGCUUGUCGAUCUUUCCCUCUCUCUUUUACUUCAAAAGCUGCCUGUUACUUUCAGCAUAGACAACAGUUUAUCUUCCCCGGUGAGUUGAUGGUUCUGAAGCAACCUGGUGCGUCAUUAUCUCCUCAUUGUUCCACCCUACAAACCUCAGUUUGCGUGUUCCUCUCUCUGUAUCCUCUGCAUGUUUGCUUUUAGGUUUGUAAUAGUAACCGUAGUCCUCUUCCAGGGUUGCAUGUUGAAACUUAACGGCCUUUUGACACCAUCUGCUGGUGGUGGUGGGGAAUUGCAUGAGCAGUAAUUUGUAUCUGUGGUUGGCAGUGAGUUUUUACGUGGGGAAAUAUCACAAGGACAGAAAAAAAGUCUUUCCCUCUUUCUUCCCUAAACCAUGUUUUUUCUUCUCUACAGAUGUCUCCAGUCCUGCUAGCUUGCAUCCUGAUGUCCUGCAAGACACUGUGUAAGAUAUCAACAUAAUACAAAGUUGAAUAUACCAAUCACACCGCAGUAAAAUCUUCACCUAACUGAUAGAAACUGUUGGUAUUGCAGCAACGAGACCGAGAAUUUGGCGGAUGACAUCCACGCAGAGCUGGUAGAAGAUGAGGAUGAAGAGGUAAAGCCGUCGUUUAGGGAUGCAGGAGUCAAAACACGAAAUAUUAGACCAAGGACUUAAGCGCUAGGAUGACAUUAAUGGCUUUACUGAAUAAUAAUGAGUACAAACAACCCUUUGGGAGCCCUGAUCUGCUGAUGCAGGAUGUUAAAUAGUCUGCUAACCUUUGACAAAGCUGAGAGUGGUGAAGUUGACCCAGAUCAGCAGGGCAGAGCAACAUCUGAAUGGAUGUUUGUUUUGGCACCAGAAUGAGUUUUGAAAAUAAGCUGUCAUAGCAGAGACGUGGGUCAAACUCAUUUCUCUUUCACUGUGUCAGACUGGUAGCAUUUCUCAACCCUGUAGAUCUGUUAUAGUAAUUUGGGGACGUCUGGCUUGUUUCUUAUGAGCACUGUAAUACGAUUGUAGCAAUUUCCAUGGUAUUGAAGAAACUAGAUUGCAGGUUUCUUGUCAAUAAAGUCAGUAUGAGUGUCCUGGUGUGAGCCAAAAACAACAGCUCCUCUGACAUUUGCUUAUUGGAACCAGGUUGACCUGCUUGGUCAGGGUGAUGGUGGCGCUGUGUUGUUAUUAAUUUAAGCUGGAGAGCUCUUUAUUACAACUGAGACACAGAAAACACAAAUCUGGAGACUAUGAAAAUACUUCUUAUUUAAUGCUGGCUCACAUUCACGGAAAAUAUUGAAGAGAAACAGCAGAAUUUCAUAUUAAUUUAAUCCCCAUAAGACUAAAUGCAUAAUCAGAGUGGUACAGUAUCCUUAGCUUUGCUCUUUUUACUCACAAUAUUCCAGUUUAAUUCACAUUACUUUUGUGUUUCAGUCCUUUAUUUACACAGUAGAUUAAAAAAUGAGUCUCCACACUCUUGCAGGAGGGAGAGGAGGAAAUUGAGGUUGAAGAUGAAGACCCUGAAGUGGAGGAUGACAACGAAGAAGAAGAUGAAGAGAAUGAGGAUGAAGGAGAAGAUGAGGAUGAUGACGAGGAUAUCAGAAUGAACGUCGGCUCAGAUGGUGAAAUGGACGGAGAUGAACUGGACGACCUGCCCAGCUCUCGGGGAAACCAGUGGAAGGGUCCCAUCUCUCGUAAGCCGAGCCAGACCAGCGUCUACCUGCAGGAGUGGGACAUCCCCUUUGAGCAGCUGGACCUCGGGGAACUUAUUGGGAAGGUAAAGAAUCCGACCAGGAUACUCACAGAAUAUGUGCAACUGUCUCCACACACCAAGCAUGAGUAAAAUCAUUCGCGCAAAUGAAUCACAUGUUAAGUCAAUAAAAAGAGGCGAUGAUCCCGCCGGUUGAAUUGGCAGGGAAUACCGUUGAAUUUACCAUUGACGCACAAAUAAAGCGAGUAAAUACUAUUUAUUCACGUGUCUAGAUUCGCGCGAAUUAAGUGAGUAGAUGAUAUUGCUCGCGCUUGUUGAGAGUGCCCCGUUACACUGCAUGAAAGGAUGUUUUUGCUGAGGUUCUUGAUUCACGCAGGGCCGCUGGGGUAAAGUGCACAAGGGUCGGUGGCACGGCGAGGUGGCUAUCAGACUCCUGGAGAUCGACGGUAACAAUCAGGACCAUCUGAAGCUCUUCAAAAAGGAGGUGAUGAACUACAGACAGACCAGGCAUGAGAACGUGGUCCUCUUCAUGGGGGCUUGCAUGGCUCCACCCCAUCUUGCCAUCAUCACCAGGUGAGAGUAGAAAUAUCAAACGCUCCUCUGAAAAGUCUACAGCAGUGGUUCUCAAGUCCAGUCCUCGAGGUCCACUGUCCUGCAUGUUUUGGAUGUUUCCCUGCUCCAACACACCUGAUUCAAAUGAUUAGCUCGUUAUCAAGCUCUGUAAUGGCUUACUAACGAGCUAAUCAUUUGAAUCAGGUGUGUUGAAGCAGGGACACAUCCAAAACAUACAGGACAGUGGGCCUCGAGGACUGGACCUGAGAACCACUGAUCUACAGGGUUUUUUUUACCAGUCUGAACUAUUGUCUUCUCUUUUUUCAGCUUCUGUAAAGGGAGGACGCUGUAUUCAGUCGUUAGAGACACUAAGAACACUUUGGACAUUAAUAAGACGAGACAAAUAGCUCAGGAGAUUGUAAAGGUAAUUUUCCUCUUUGUCUGUCUCUUAGCGUCAGGAAAAGUAUUGAACACUUGUCAUUUUCUUUGACUUUUCAGAGUCAAAGUUUAAUGUACAAUCUGCUCAAAACUCUUAAUUUUAAGAAUAAACACACAGUUAAAAAUGAGAAGUGUGUGUGUGUGCGUGUGCAAAAGCAGCUGAAAUGCAGAGAUAUUUGACGUCACUUUACGAACUGUCCCUUUUUUGUUUCUAACACAGGGAAUGGGUUAUCUGCAUGCUAAGGGCAUCGUUCACAAAGACUUGAAGUCCAAGAACGUUUUUCAUGACACCAAUAAAGUGGUGAUCACAGACUUCGGGCUGUUUGGGAUCUCAGGAGUUGUUCAGGAAGGGAGGUGAGUAACGCCGCUCGAGAGGCCUUAAAUACACAAUCUCAGCUCAAGUGCUGUUCACACUGCCCUACUAUUACCUGGGGACAUCCAGUUGUUUGUAAUAAUUGGUCAGGGUCCACAGCGGCUGAAGCUCUGCAGGCGUCUCUCUUGUCAGCCACUAUUCUUGCAAAGACAAGUUGUUUCUUUUUUUAAAUUUGAUUCAUUUCGAGCACACUUUGUUUUUUCUUCAAAUUUUGAACACAGUUGGCUCAUUUUGUACUUCCUCUGUGUAUGCCUCCAUGUUUAGACAGGAUAAGGUGAAUGAUUGCAUAUUGCAACUCAGAUUUUCCACUCUGUUUGUAAGUUACUGAAACUGUGUUCUGUCCUUAUUUAUCUGUGGCUAGGCGUGAGAACAAACUGAAACUUCCACACGGCUGGAUUUGUUAUCUGGCACCAGAGAUUGUGCGGAGGAUGAGCCCAGGUAACAAUGAAGACCGACUUCCUUUUUCCACUGCUGCAGAUGUUUACGCAUUUGGGUAAGUCCCCAACAUCUUAUUGAUCCCUAAAUCACACUUCUGACUAAAACCAAGAUUUUUACUUAAUAUUUGUUCAUACAUUUAACUCAUUCAGUGCCAGGUUUUCAUUUAUGCAAUUUUCACCCAGAAUUUUUACCCCAAAAGAAAGGGGUAAUUCUCUUCUUUCACCAGAAAAAAAAGUUACUCUCUAACCCACUCCUGUGUUAAGUUACUGCCUGCUCAAUGCAGUGUGGUCACAUCAUCUUUGCCAAUCUGGAAGAAGAAACCUGGGAAAAACACAUUUUUACGAAGGAGAGACUUUCAAGCAGAACUCUGAACUCUUCUAUUUCAUUUCACUUCAAACUACUUUACCGGUGGCAUCAAGGUCCUCUCUCCUCAGACACCACUCCUCAUCACUUUGUGAUAGGUCACUUUGUGAUGGCUGGGAGAUCUGGCGCCACAACGUAAACCACACAGACCGCUCGCGUCCUCCUAGCCGGGACUGUCACUGAAUUCCGGCUUAGUCUCGCUCACCAGUACCGAGACUGGCGGCACAACGACAUGCCGGAAAUUGUUUCUUUGAUUUUCUGCUGCCAAUGUUAAGGUCCGGUACCGGGAUCUCCACUGGAUCCAGAGACAGUAGCACUGCGCCGGCGGGAGCCAAAGCGCCAAGACUGUUUUGUUUCGGCAUUUUCCUACUCCUUUUAGAGAAAAAAACACUCCACACCUAGGCUAAUUGGCACACUUGAUGUCACACUUCUCACUGGCGAGUACUUGUUUUUUGUUAUUGUAACAUGGUUAUGACUUGUUUGUCGGCUUUUCUGCGUUCAGAACGACCCCAAACUUAGUCGCAUGUUGGGGAGGAGCGCCCUCUGGCGGAAAACAAAAAAACUAAAAAAUCUAUGGCUAUUAAUGGCACUGAUUGAGUUAAAAUGUACAAUAUUCAGUUAUUUUUCUACCUCUCUUUCAGAACUAUUUGGUAUGAACUUCAAGCUAGAGACUGGCCAAUCACCAACCAGCCUGUGGAAGCCACGAUCUGGCAGGUGGGGAGCGGAGAGGGCAUAAAGAAAGUCCUGGCGGAGAUCAGUCUCGGCAAGGAGGUCACUGUGAGUUCAAACAAGCACAGUCAUUCAGAAAAGCACAUGAUGUUUAAUCUGCUUGUAAAACAAACAACCAAACAUGCUCCAGUGAUGCAGAGAUAUCGAGACGUUGCGAAACGUUGAUCGAUCAUGAUUCAUAGUCCACAGUUCACUGAGUGCACAGAUGAGCGCUUUUUCCCGGUGCACUGACUCAGAGUGGUUUGUGUCUCAGGAGAUCCUGUCUGCCUGCUGGGCGUACGACCUAAGAGAGAGACCCACUUUCACCCAGCUGGCCGACAUGCUGGAGAAGCUGCCCAAACUCAACCGCAGGCUGUCCCACCCCGGACACUUCUGGAAGUCUGCAGAGUAGGUAUCCAUGAGGGGAGGACAAUGUGAAGACACUGGACGUGUGGCAACAAACAAACAAAAAGAUUGUAUUUGUUUAACUUUAGGUUCUUUGUGGUACAAAAGCUCGGCAGUAAUCAGACCAAAAGUGAUGUUUUUCUAAAGGAAUAGGUUUAAGGAAAGGAAGGAAGGAAGGAAGGAAGGAUUUCUUCAUUUGUUGUCAUCAUCAUCACACAUGAACCACAUACAUUCUGUCACUAUUGCUCUUCUCAGAUCUCCAUGACUUUCUCUAUAAUGAACUUUACAGUGACCUUUGUGUUUACAUAUGAAUGUGAAUGUGUGAAGUUUUACUUAUUUAUUUUACACUUUUUGUUAUUUUUUUUUGGCAUAUUUGCCUAUUAUGAUAGGAUGGGUGAAGAGAAACAGUGAAUGUAGGGAGAAGAGAUAACAUGAGUCAUAGCCUCAGUCCGUGGUGUGUGUGUGCACUAAAACCAUCAAACAGGCGCCCAAGAAUUGAAGCAUAUUGACAGUAGACAGUUUCACAGACCGUCACACGUCAUGAUCGGAUAGUUCUCUGUAACAGUCUGUGUACUCAUCCCUGUGCUCAACAAACAGACAUUAAUCCUAAAAGAACAGGUCUUAUAAUCACUAAGUCAAAUAUUUUCUUUCUACUGACUCUCACCUUGUCACAAAUUUCAAUGCGUCAUCAUCAAACAUGCAAAGUAACUUUACAAAGUAAGAAACAACCAAAUUCAAACAGGGUUGAGCAGCUGCAAAAGACUCUGAAAGAGCCAAAAAAGGGACUUAAGCCUGUGUCAUACUGAUGCUUCUAUAACAUCUAGGUUUUAAUUUAAAUGUCACAGAUGUGCAAUGAUGGGGCCGACCAAGUCAUUCCUCUGCUGUUUUGGUACUGAAGGUAGUAGUUAUGGCGAUGUUUCAGGGCUGAAAUGAGAUCACUGUGAGCAGGAAGGGCAGAACAGUGCUGUGUGUGUGUAAGUGUGUGUGUGUGUGUGUGUUUCUGUGUGUUUACGUCUAUGCUUCACAGUACAGUAACUUAAUGUGAAAUCACUGUCAGAGGGUACAACAUGACGCCAUUGCAUGAUCAAUAUGAGGAUACUAUGACGUGUUGAUAACUGAGUUCUGUAACAGUGCUGUCACAGACUUGAAAUCUGAAAAGGAUUUUCCCACAUGUUGUCUUUUCCAUCAUUUCUCAUCCUGACUUUGUCACAUACAGACCUUUAAUCAGCAUUUCUUCAUUACAACUUCACUUUCAAACCUUAUAUUCCACUUUCUUUCUGCUUCUGGCUUAUUAUUUGCUUUUCACAGUGUUUAAGACUAUUUUCUAGGCUGCUGUUUAAAUUUUUUAACCUUGUGUGAAAGAGUAAAAGAAAGUAACUAUAUAAGUCCUAGAGGUUUAUUUGGUAAAAUCAACUGAUGAACUUAUAAAAUGGAUCUUAAAUUAAUCUGUUUACUGAGAUAAAGCUGACCUGUUUCUAUGCAGUGAGUGUCCUCUAACUAAUCUACAUGUUUGUGAUGUUUUGCUGCUUUCUUCACUACAAAGCUAUUUCACUUCCACUAACUGUCUAACGUUUGUGUUUUCCUUUUGCUCUCUUCCCUCUUUUCUUUUUUCUCUUUUUCUAAUCUAGGUUGUAGCAGUCACUUUGAAUCAUAAGCAAUGCAAAACAAAGCCUGGGUCUGCCUUGCAUGCUCCUGUAUCCUUAACUUUUACAGGAUUGAUCAAAGCAUUGCCUCUGCCUGCAACAGACACUGCUUCAACUAAUCACCAGUCUGAUCUUCCCUGUCUAACUGUUGCGUUUUUUUUUUUAUUCUUGUUGGAAAGAGGGAGGAGGAAUUGGAGAAGUGAGACAUUUCCCACCUUUUAAUAUCUUUUUGCCUUCCUUUUGGUUUUGUUCUGUGAUGUUGUGUGGGACUCUGAGGCUUGUGGAAAAACUGGCUCUGUGCCUGCUGAUGGCCUGCUCACCUUCUCUGUGCUGCUGUGAUGUAGCUGCUCGCACCAGAGCCCCCCGACCACACGGCUCCUUUUUCUCUCUGAAACACACACACACACUAAAACACACACACACACGCACUGCUGGACGUAAAAUGGACCCCACUUCCACACGGACCACUUCAUUUAUCUGUGUUUCCCCCUGAGGGGCUGACACAUGUUUGACAGGCUGCUUGAGUGAUGUUCUCAAACCUACUGCCUCUCUGCUUCUCUCUCUCUCUCUGUUUUUAAUGUGUGUGUGAGGACAUGUGCGUACCAGCCCAUGUCGAGACACAAUAUGCACUUAGCCAUCAGUGAGAAAAAAAUUAAAAAAAAACAUAAAAUCCUUUUUUAUCAUUGAUGUUUAGUUUGGUUUUAAUGGUCAUAUUUGCAGUGUUUUAAUUUUUUCUCUUUCGGGAGGGUCUCAGAGGAGUGGCCGGUGUGAUAUGCUCACUUUGUAUGUUGUCUUUUUGGAGUAUAACUCAGUAGAUUCACUGUAUGUUGGAUACAUUUUAAAAACGGGGCACUGAUGAUGACUUUUGUAUGCUUAAUGACAUGUUGAAAUGAAAAGAAACAGGAGAAUUAUUCCCUACAUCUUUCACAAUCCAUAUGGGAACACAAUAAUGCUGGUUAUUUAUGAUUAAAGAGUUUUUUAAUAAUAUCCAUCCAUUGAGUGUAAAGUGCACCUUAUAGAAUAUGACUUAUAUAAACGGUGAAGAGGAGUGACUUCAUUCUCUGCGCAACAAAAAGAUAAAUCAGGAACCUGGCGCAAAGUGUCCUAUAUCUUCCUAAGACGUUACCUCUUGUGCGCGCUUGUGUAUACUGUUUGUGGUUGCUGGCUUUAGUCAGCAUGCUUGUAUUUAUGUGUUGUGUGUGUGUGUGUGUGUGUGUGUGGGUGCACGCGCAACCGGAUGAGCGUACUGUGUUGGAAUAUGUUGGGUUGGGUUUUUGUGAAAGACUGCAGUAAAUGUUGUGUUGCAAAUCCAAGGGUAUGUAAUGUACAUACAUUAUUUGAUGUAUAGCAAAUGAACCUGAUUCUUCUAAUAUUUGUACAAACAUUUUAUAUGUAAAUGACAUCACCACAUUUUUGAAUAGGUACUGCUGUGGCUAUUACAAAUGUGUAUAUAUAUUUAUAUUUUUUCAUGUAUGAAGUACUGUAUAAAAGCUGUACAUUUUUUAGAAUGGGCCAAUACAUGUUUUUUUAUGUUACUGUAAAAUUCAUAUUUUUGUAUUGCAUGUGACUACCAUUCUGUACACGCAGUUUCUGUUUUCAUCCAUGAAGGACAAUAAAAUGAGUCAUGUUAAAAUCAGGUUGGACUCUGGUGUUCUUUGUCUCUGUACUAUUGUCUGCCUGUCUGUGUGAGACUACAGUGUAAACUGUUUCAGCUCUGUUUUUCACUCUUAACACCCGAUCAAAACAAGUACAUCAAGAACCACAGGCCUAGGUAUUGAAAUCACUUACAGUCAGUGUCUGUAAAAAGUGCAUAUAUGUGGUUUUCUCUGUACGUGCUCAAGUCCAAACGUACAUUUGUGAUUCUGUGGUGACAAGCAGUUGUUUGUGGAAGUGAUCUAAAAUGAUCUUUUCAACAUUUGAUAUACUUUACUUUGCUCUACAAAUUCUGUUUUUAUCUACAUUUUUGACAGCAUCCAGACUCAAACUUGGGCAGUGAGGUUAAAUUUGAAAAAUCGUAUGAUGUGUUGAUUAUAGAGAACUUGUUAGGGUGGUGUGUCGGUGAAUAUACAAGCCUGUAAAACAACAUUUAAAAUACUGUUGAAGAAGCUUUUAUGAUUGUGUCUGUUCAGCUUUAGAGGUUUUUUUCUCCAAAUAUUGAGAUACAGAUUUUUUUUUUUAUUAUUCAAAGUAGUCUUUAAAAGGGAGGCACAUCCAAGUUCUAUGUGAUGUGCGUAAGCUUUAUGUUUUUGUGUUGUUAAAAUCUCAGUUUGCCUCUAGGUGGCGUAGAGACCCAACAGAAAGUUUCUUAGUCUCCAUAUUCUAAAACAGCUCUCAGAAACAGCAGUUUUCCAUCUCUCUCUUAUUCAAAUGAAACGUGAAGUUCAUCAUUUUUCUUUCUGAAACCAUCUCACAGAAAAAUGAGCAUCACCCAAAAAUGUGAACCAAAAACACGUGACUCACCUGCAUAAAAACUUGUAGCUGUAAGAUUUUUUUAGUAUUUAAGUAGACCUUUCUGCGCAACAGCAUGUAAUGUAGGGUUAAGAGUUGAUACAGAGGUGCUGCAGUCCUUCUUUUUGCAUCGCAUUGGACGGCUGAAGAUAGACAGGAAAUACGGGGGCUGAAAGGAAGACAUGCAAGAGACAGUCACGGCUGGGAGAAGAAUCAGAGACUGCUACAGUGAAGACUUAAGUCUCUAUGCUGGGCCAAAUGACUCCAUACUAAAGUUCUUACUAAAUCUACCUUCAUAGUUUAACCCUGCUUUAAAUUUUUAGUCCAUAUAAACCAAAGCUGAAAUUUGGAAUAGAACAAUUUGCAUACUACAUCUUUGAAGAAAAUGCUUGUAGGUUUUUUUUUUUUUUUUUUUUUUUUGACUCAUAAUUAACAGCUUUUCAGCCAUUAUUAUUUUAAAAAUCUAAAUGAUUCAGUUUAAAAUAAAUAAAAUGGUCAAACAGGCAUCUUUUUAAGUGAGGAAGUUGUAGUUAAAUGAUGAAAACUGUCUGAAUUCAUCCAUCAGUAAUGAUCUUUUUUCAUUGAUCUUUUCUUUUUUUUCAUCUACUGGUAUCAAACCCAGCUGAAAAGAAAGAACCCUGUAUCCUGACUGAUGGUGCUCUGAAACCAAAAGCUCUUUGACUCCAACUGGUACUGGACCACAUGACCAGCAUUUGGUGGGGGGUAACUGUUUCUCUCACUGGGCAGUCAGACACAGAAAGUGCUUUCUUCACUUUGUAACAAUCAAGGCUAAUGGUAAUUAGUAUUAUGACAGCUGGUGUUUCAGUUUGAAACCCUGCAUCAGAUAAUUUAACCCCAAAUAAAAACACAAUUACAUGUGCUGAACAAAUGCAUGUGAUAUUGAUCUGAUUUGAUGUUUGACUGUUGAAUUUGAAAAAUCUGAGCAAAGCUGAGAUUCAAAAAUACCCUUUUUUUUAGGUUUCACCUGACAACUGCAUUAUUUAAUGUUUUACAUUUCUGGAUUUAAAAUAUCACUUGGACUGCCUGCAGCUUUCUGCAAUAUUAACUCGGCUUCAAACUCAGAGGACUACUAAGAUUCGUGCCUUGGACUGCACUAUGCUUCACUGAUCACCAGGAUUGAUGGAGUGUGGAGACUAUCAUAUACUGGUACAGAGGAUAGUUGUACUCAAGAUAAGGAUAUUCAUGGAGGGAGUCUUCUGAGAUCCACAAAACACUGCAAAUGUCUGCAAGACUGCGCUCCAACUGACUGAGUCGUCUUCAAUAAUGAAUAUGAGCAAAGGCAGACAAAGGAGGGAAGAGGCAAGUGCCAAUCUGGACUGUACAACUGAAGCGCAGGUGUGGUGGAAGAAAUGUUUCAAACCUGCAGUAAUGCAGAGAUGACUACUAUCAACUCAGUUAUGAGGCGUAUUGAAGCUUCCUCCAAUAAAAUAAGGAGUCAAAUGUUUUAUCUUUUGAGUCUGUUUGCAAGGACCAGUCAAUUUACUACGAGGUAAAAGGAAAGAUAGUACCAUCUAGUACAGAAACACCCCAGAAUAAAUGUUUCCAUUUUAAAUUUUGGGGUACAUGCCAUUAAAAACAGCAAUCGCAGGUUCUUGUUUGGGAUUUUGAUUAACUCUUUCUCUGAACUUAAUAAGGUCCAGUUCUUUAUGGGUGGACUCCUGUCUUUCUUUUAACAGAGGGGUCUGCAAAGUUGGAAGGUUAAAUAUUUUCUUUUAGUUUCACACAAUGUAAUAUGUUUGAGACUCAUCACAUGCAAUUAAAACAUUUCAAAACAUUUCAAACAUGGCAGACGGCUCACAAUAUCUAAACAAAUAUCAACAAUAUUUCAUUUUAAGUUUGAUUAAAUCCAUGUUCGAACAGUAUGAAUAUCAUGAAACUCUCACUCUGGUCCCGAACAGCCAGCCACAGUCAUGGGGAAGACUGCUGACUUCAAAGUUGUCCAGAAGACUUUCAUGGACAUCCUCCACAAGGAGGGUAAGCCACAGAACGUCAUUGCAGAAAAGGCUGGCUGUUCACAGAGUGCUGCACUGAAGCAUAUUCAUGGAAAGUUGGCUGGAAGGGAAAAAUGUGGAAAGAAAAGGUGACCAAGCGACAAGCGUGACUGCAGCCUUGAGAGGAUUGUCAAGGCUUUGGACUCAGGGAGCCUCACAAGGAUUGGGCUAAGACUGGUGUCAGUGCAUCAAGAGCCACCACGCAUAGACAUCUUCAGGAGAGGGACUACAAAUGUCACAACUCUUGCUUCCAAAAGAUUUAUUUUUCAUACAAGAUAUUCACCUUAUCUGCAAAAUAUAAUAUCUUGUUCCCACUAGAUAACUAUUUGUGCAUUCAAUAAACUAACUAAAGUACAUGAGACAAAAAUGAUUACUCUAUGGGAUUUCAGGAGGUCAACAAAUUUGCACAUUUCUUCUCGUGUUUGAAAACAUCUUAAAAACAACUUUUGACAUGAUGCCAGUUUUACACCAAUGAUUAUAAUGGCCAGGAAACUGUUUCACCUUAACAUCAGCACGAUUAACAAGAGGUAGUGGAUGAGUGAUCAUGAUCUUAUGAAUAUGUUGUUUUCCUUUAAUAUAUGGCUUAUUGCACCUUCAAUAUUUCUCUCUAACAAUCGCCAGAUUCUCUUCUUUUGAAUGACAUACAUCAUGGAUUGAGGUACCACAACACGAUGGCCUCAUUUGAGCUUUUCUAACUAAAAUGUCUGAAGAAGUAGAAUCAUAUGAAUAAAGCAGUUUCUAAUCUGGCUUCAAUCAAACUUCAUUUUUAGUCACCCCUUGUUGGCCAUUAGCAAGCAUGCAUGUUGAAAGCAUUUCAGGCUUGGCUUCACUUUUAAAACAAACAGAGACAAGUUGUCCUUUUUUAUAUAGUCUAGAUUCUGCAGUUGUCUUCUUAUUUAAGAAGGUGACCUAAAGUCAGAUACAAUGACCAACAACCAGACCAAUGAUGAUUCACCUUGAUACACACCAACCUCUGCGUGACAAAGACAACACAUCACAGCCU
Xyrichtys novacula (pearly razorfish) is the source of this 35451-nucleotide messenger RNA. NCBI's taxonomy places the organism in Eukaryota, Metazoa, Chordata, Actinopteri, Labriformes, Labridae. The record is from the annotation of a GenBank genome assembly.